This is a messenger RNA of Cydia pomonella (codling moth), 2413 nucleotides long. It is a transcript of the gene CBP, whose product is annotated as sarcoplasmic calcium-binding protein. Gene Ontology annotation, cellular component: uniplex complex. The transcript has 6 exons. Bases 445 to 1275 code for a protein of 276 amino acids. Lineage: Eukaryota; Metazoa; Arthropoda; Insecta; Lepidoptera; Tortricidae. Gene Ontology annotation, biological process: mitochondrial calcium ion homeostasis; calcium import into the mitochondrion. The record is from RefSeq and is a predicted model, not a curated record. Gene Ontology annotation, molecular function: calcium ion binding.
UUACAUACAGUAGCUACUUCUCUUUAUAGAAAUUAGAUUAAAAAAUAUAUCUGUACAUCAAAUGAUACAAAGAUUAAAGUCGGUUUUUGUUUUAAAAACCAUAACAACAUUGUAGCAUCCAACAAACAAAAACACAAGCACAUGUAGUUUUACCAAUAUAACUCUGCGUUCCUCUCCCAUUUAUAAAACCUGUAUCAUAAAGUAUUAAGAGCUAGUUUUGAUUAACUUAUUAAUUUACCAAGAGCAUUAACUUAAAGUUACCGGUUGAAAACAAACCUUGUCCCCCCACUAACUUCCAGACGAAUAAAACCAAACCGCCGUUCCAAUUCCAGCCAGUACCCGUAUAACUCUACGCGCGUGCGUGCGAUUUAAAAAGUUAAACUGUCAAACUUUUACUUUUAAAAACUAUAUGUGUGAAUAGAUACGUGGCGUGUUUUUUUAAGCAUGGCGAUCUCUUUAGUGAGAUUUGGACUAAGGUCCGCUGUUUUCAACUUGGAAAGGAGCGCCGCGAUUAUAUCAAGCCCCAGUGCCCAAAAUCAAUUGAAGCUAAUCCACACAAAACCAAUAUGCAACGGCAGCGUCUGCUACCUUCAGGAGAUGCCGCGAGAGGAGCUGGCCGUGGAGAGCGCCAUCAGGCGGUACAGCAAGCAGCACGGCAGGCCAGAGGAGAACAGGAGGAAACAGGACAGCGAUAGCGAUAGUGCUAGUGAUUCUGAUACCGAAUGCAAAGGACAUGAUCGGUCAGAAUUCUGGCGACGCAAGAUGCGUACAGUGCACAACAUUCUGGACGUAGACAAGGACGGGCUGAUCUCAUUCAACGACUUCAAGCUGUUCGCGAACCGCUUCCAGAGCCUCGGCCAUCUUGAUGAGCAGCAGGCCAAGGAGUUCUCCGAGAUUAUUAAGCACACAUGGGAAGAGCAAUGGGGCGCCAUCGACCCCUAUAACUUCGUGACGGUGGAGCAGUACCUAGAAGACAUGCAUCACGUGCUCAACGACAAGACGCUCAAGAAGAAAGCGCACCGCUGGCUGCCGUACCUCUUCAAGGCGGUAGACAAGGACAAGUCCGGUUUCAUCUCAGUGAAGGAGUUCAAGCUGUUCUUCCAGUGCUUGGGGCUUGAUAACGAACAUGCGGCUGUCGCUUUUGCCGUCAUCGAUGUCAACGGGGACGGCAAACUCUCCCUAAAAGAGUUCGUGAAGCUGGGCAAAGACUUUUUCUUCACCGAGGACGAGAAGCGAGUUUCCAAGAUGUUCUGGGGCCCUCUAGUCGAAGUGUAAGGCGAAACCGACUUUAACGUAGCGAUCUAAGAGUCAUUUUAGCUUGUAAGCUAGGCGUCCAUCUGAAUAUCUCAACGUACUGUUUGCAACUAGAACCAUGUCGUAUUGAUAAAUAGUAAGAGAUUGCUUACGAUUCAAUUUGUAUAGUUACUUUGACAUAGUUCCAUUGCAGAGGGUUAAAAUCGUUUGAUUGUGUAAAGUAUAAACAUUUAUACAAUAUGAUGUUUAGUGGAUUGGUUAUAAUAUUAUAAAAUGUUUGCAAGAUUUUGAAAAAUCUUGAAUUUUAAUAGAACUAAUAAUGAGUUCAGAAAUGAUAUUUAUAUAGAAAAUCAGAUGAAAUAUAUGUAUUAUAUCAUUCAAUACUAGAUUUUAAGCAUUGUUAGAUGUCAAUAUAUGCUAAAAACAAUCACAGUAAAUAUUUAAUAAUAAAUAAUAAUUCAGCCUAUAUACGUCCCACUGCUGGGCACAGGCCUCCUCUCAUGUGCGAGAGGGCUCGGGCUAUAGUCCCCACGCUAGCCCAAUGCGGAUUGGGGCUUCACAUACACCUUUGAAUUUCUUCGCAGAUGUAUGCAGGUUUCCUCACGAUGUUUUCCUUCACCGAAAAGCUAGUGGUAAAUAUCAAAUGAUAUUUCGUACAUAAGUUCCGAAAAACUCAUUGGUACGAGCCAGGAUUUGAACCCGCGACCUCCGCAAAUAAAUAAAUAUUUCAAAAAUAAUAAUCACAUGAUGUAUGUUUGACAAUUAAAAUUCAAUUGAUUUUCUAUAUAAUAUAAGCCAAAAGCAUUUAAAGCAAUAGAUUUAAUCAAUAUCUACAUUAAAAAGGUCUGUAAUGACGCUAAAUUUAAUGCAAACCAGACACUAUCAGUAAUAUUGACAUUAAUUUUGAAACACGAUAUUAUUAUUGAUAUUGUAGUAAUGAAACGAAGGAAUGAUAAUAUUUAUUGAUGACAUUCUUACUGAUAGUCUGUAAUUUUGCAACUAUUAUACUAAUUUGUUUAGAGACAUUCCUAUUAAGGCUUUUCUUAUGAAUAAUGUAUGUCUUAUGAUUGAAUAGCUCAAUAUUUGAGCGAAAAAAAAGAAAAUAAUUAUAAAAUAAAAAAUAAAAAAAGAAUCUCAAAUAAAGUUCUGAUAAUAAUUA